GGAGAGGUACAAGUAGGGCGGCCAUUACUGCGGCAGUCAUCCUUUUUUUCCGAGCGUGGACCCUAGUCGGCCCGCCUUACUCGGCUUCUCCGCCCCGCACAGGGACCUUGUACUGUCAUGCGGCUGCCGGGGCAACUUCCUUCCUCUCCGGGCAAGAUGGCGGGGGGCGAAGCUGGGGUGACUCUGGGGCAGCCACAUCUUUCUCGGCAGGAUCUCGCCACGUUGGAUGUUACCAAGUUGACUCCACUUUCACACGAAGUUAUCAGCAGGCAAGCCACAAUUAACAUAGGUACAAUUGGUCAUGUAGCUCAUGGGAAAUCCACAGUUGUAAAAGCUAUUUCUGGAGUCCAUACUGUCAGGUUCAAAAAUGAACUAGAAAGAAAUAUUACAAUCAAGCUGGGAUAUGCUAAUGCUAAGAUUUACAAACUUGAUGACCCAAGUUGUCCUCGGCCAGAAUGUUAUCGAUCAUGUGGAAGUAGUACACCUGAUGAGUUUCCUACGGACAUUCCAGGCACCAAAGGGAACUUCAAAUUAGUCAGACAUGUUUCCUUUGUUGACUGUCCUGGCCAUGAUAUCCUGAUGGCUACUAUGCUGAACGGUGCAGCAGUGAUGGAUGCGGCUCUUCUGUUGAUAGCUGGUAAUGAAUCUUGCCCUCAGCCUCAGACUUCCGAACACCUGGCUGCUAUAGAAAUCAUGAAACUGAAGCAUAUUUUGAUUCUACAAAAUAAAAUCGAUUUAGUAAAAGAAAGUCAGGCAAAAGAACAGUAUGAACAGAUCCUUGCAUUUGUACAAGGUACAGUAGCAGAAGGAGCUCCCAUUAUUCCAAUUUCUGCUCAGCUGAAAUACAAUAUUGAAGUUGUCUGUGAGUACAUAGUAAAGAAAAUUCCAGUACCCCCACGAGAUUUUACUUCAGAGCCCCGACUUAUAGUAAUUAGGUCAUUUGAUGUCAACAAACCUGGUUGUGAAGUUGAUGACCUUAAGGGGGGAGUAGCUGGUGGUAGUAUUCUAAAAGGAGUAUUAAAGGUGGGCCAGGAGAUAGAAGUUAGACCUGGCAUUGUUUCCAAAGAUAGUGAAGGAAAACUCAUGUGUAAACCAAUCUUUUCCAAAAUUGUAUCACUUUUUGCGGAGCAUAAUGAUCUUCAGUAUGCUGCUCCAGGCGGUCUUAUUGGAGUUGGAACAAAAAUUGACCCUACUUUGUGCCGUGCUGACAGAAUGGUGGGACAGGUGCUUGGUGCGGUUGGAGCUUUACCUGAAAUCUUUACAGAAUUGGAAAUUUCAUAUUUCUUGCUUAGACGCCUUCUAGGUGUACGCACUGAAGGAGACAAGAAAGCAGCGAAAGUACAAAAGCUGUCUAAGAAUGAAGUGCUCAUGGUGAAUAUUGGAUCCCUGUCCACAGGGGGGAGAGUCAGCGCUGUCAAGGCUGAUUUGGGCAAAAUUGUUUUGACUAAUCCUGUAUGCACAGAAGUAGGAGAGAAAAUUGCCCUUAGCCGAAGAGUUGAGAAGCACUGGCGUUUAAUUGGCUGGGGUCAGAUAAGAAGAGGAGUGACAAUCAAGCCAACAGUAGAUGAUGACUGAAGAAUCCCAGUUAACAAUACAUUUGGAUGAAGUUGGAAUUUCUCUUACAACCUAGGGGUAUAUUUUCGUAGUAAUACUAGGGAAUUAAUUUCCCAGUUCAUUACCUUAGUAGGUAGCUGUAAGGUUAUUCUCAUUAGUUGUUGAUGAAAAUUUAACCUCUAGGACUGAAAAGAGUCUACAAUAAAUACAAAAAUUGGUAUGUUGGAUCAGGUAAAAUGAUAGAUUUACAUUUUAGCUGAAAUAAUGUCAAAUUUAUACAUCAAGGCAGGUUUGAGAUGAAACUGCUACAACCAGCCUUUUUGUAGCACACAUACCACUGAACCUGUUUAAAAUAAAGCUUUUCAUUUUUCUUUUUCAUUAUUCGUCUUUCAGUAGCUCCAGCCUACAGGACUGUUGUACUGGUAGAAACUUGGAGACAUAAAUUCUGCUUGAAGACCAGCCCCCUCCUUUUUGUCCCCGUGUUUCAUUUUGCUUUAUUUUUGAAAUUUUGAUUGGAAAAGAGAUUAAUAGGUUCAGAUGGCAUUGUCCUUAGAGGAUGAAUGUUCAUUCCCACGGACAAGUGUCUUCUCACUCUUCCUGGACUGGAACACAGGAAAUGAGAGCCAGGCGGUCUUACCCUCCUUGUAAUGCCCUGAGAUUAUUUCUGCAUUGAUUAACACCUGAAACCUGGCUGUCUUCCAUUGGAAAUUAGUGUUCUACCAAAUGAUUCUACUUAAGGAGCAAAGAUCAUUCCAAGCCUGAUUUUAUUCUGCCUUCCCUAACUUUAUUAUGAUAUGAUGUAGAUUCUGAUAUUGGUAAUCUUUAUAGCUUUCAGGAGAUAAGAGAUAUUAGAAAGCAAAAGGUGAAUCCUUUUGGUUUUUAAGAUAUUUUCUGUGUCCCUGCACUUUUCCUGUGCUGUGCUUUUAAAUUUUUUAUUUAUUUAUAUUUUACAUCAUAGGAUUGUUAGAGUGGUGAGUCUCAACUGUAGCUGACAUUAGAAUUGCUGGAGAAGCUUUAAAAAAUAUGCCCCACAGAAAUUCUGAUUUAAUUGGCAUGAAGUACAAUUUCUAAAACUCCCAGUAUUGGGGAGAGUUGAGAAGUAGGCUUAUUAAAUAACAGAGUUUUGCUGAGUCUUUGUAGUCUGAUAGUAAGCUUUGGUUUGCUUUUCUAAAAGUGGUAUUCAGAUAGGGUUUGAUGCCACAGUCAUAUUGUGCUCUUUGGGAUGUUGAAGCUGCCUUGUAGAGUUUAGAAGUUGUGGCUGUGGGUCAUAUAUAAGAUUUUAAAUUUUGAGGAAAUAUAUUAAUGUCAUAUACUUGGUUGACUUUGAAGGGUUGUGUUGUAGCAUGAGGAAAACACAUUUAAAUAAAACAGUUCUAAAUCAAGCAUUAUUUUAUACCUGACAUGUCCCCAUGUGUUUUGCAAGCAUCUUCCACCAGAAAUUCUGGAAUAAGCUCCAAAAUAUUGACUGAUGUACUGUAAUUAAUCUCAAGUCAACUGUCACUGGAAAUCUGUCGCACUUAAUUUCAAGCAUCACAUGUACUUCAACAACUUUGGGAGGCACUCUGCUUAGUGAAAUGGGUAUAUAUAGAUGUGAAAACAACAAACCUAUUUUUCAUGGAACUGGGAGUCAGUGCUAUGAUUCUCAGCAAAAGGUGUACGUGGUUGAGAGUUCUACGUGUAACGUGAUGUUACUGAUGAACGUACGUUGCAUAUGUAAACCCUCUUGGCUCUACUGUCAAGGUAUUUUCACUUCCCCUGCUUCCACCCUAGUCAAAGCCACCAGUGGUUUCUACCAACAAUAGCCGCCUAACUCCUCCCUGCUUCUAUUCUUGUCCUACUGCAGUCUGUUCCUGAAACAGUAGCCAGAGUUGGCACUUUUGUAAGAGAAUGCUAUGUACAACUCUAUGAAAAUAAAUUGUGCAGUUUUGCAGAAAUGAGGGACAUGAAGACAGUCUAACUGUGACAUCAUCCAAAUUAUUUCCAGGUUGACCUCAAAUGCUCUCUUCCAUAUUUUAAUCCUUUUAUCAAACUUCCAAAGAUGUCUGUAUGUUUAUGUGCUUGUUUUUACAAAGGAAAAAUAACUUACAGUGCAAAUAAUUGGACACUGAAACUGUGUGGAAAUUCAUUUCAGAAAAAUUUGACAUGAUGAUACUUAAUGUAAAAUGUAUGCUUUUCUGGAAAUUUUUUAACUACCAGAAAAAGCAUCUGCACCUUUGAAAGAUCGGUACUCAUGGGGCUGGUGUUGUGGCAGGUAAGGCCGUAGCCUCAAUGCCAGCAUCCCAUAUGAGCGCCAGUUCGAGUCCCCACUGCUCCACUUCUGAUCCAGCUCCCUGCUAAUGUGCUUGGGAAGGCAGUGGAGAAUGGUCCAAGUCCUUGGGCCCCUGCACCCACAUAGGAGACCCAGGAGAAGCUCCUGAUUCCUGGCUUUGGUCUGACCCUGCCCUUGGCCAUUUAGGGAAUGAACCAGCAGUUAGAAGAUUUCUCUCACACUUUGUUUCUCCCUUUCUGUAUAACUGUGCUUUUCAAAUAAAUAAAUCUUUUUUUUUUUUUUUUUUUUUUUUAAGAUUUAUUUGUUUGAAAGAGAGAGACAGUACUACAAAAGAACAAAACUGGAGGACUGAUGCUCUGGUGCAGUGGGCUAAACCUCUGCCUGUGGCACUGGCAUCCCAUAUGGGUGCUGGUUCUUGUCCGGGCUGCUCCUCUUCCUAUCCAGCUCUCUACUAUGGCCUGGGAAAGCAGUGGAGGACAGCCCAAGUGCUUGGGUCCCUGCACCCGUGUGGGAGGCCUAGGGAGGAUCCUAGCUCCUGGCUUUGGAUUGGCCCAGCUCCAGCCAUUGUGGCCAUUUGGGGAGUGAGCAGGCAAAUGGAGGACCUUUCUCUCUCCCUCUCUGUAACUGUACCUCUCAAAUAAAUCUUUAAAAAAAAAAAACAAAAAAAAAA
This is a messenger RNA of Oryctolagus cuniculus (rabbit), 4493 nucleotides long. RefSeq names its product eukaryotic translation initiation factor 2 subunit gamma (gene EIF2S3). Gene Ontology annotation, molecular function: translation initiation factor activity; GTP binding; GTPase activity. The record is from RefSeq and is a predicted model, not a curated record. Gene Ontology annotation, biological process: formation of translation preinitiation complex. Gene Ontology annotation, cellular component: eukaryotic translation initiation factor 2 complex; cytosol. NCBI's taxonomy places the organism in Eukaryota, Metazoa, Chordata, Mammalia, Lagomorpha, Leporidae.